AUGAGUGUAAACCAGACUGGGUAUGAUGGUAUUUCUAGAGUGGAUGGUGGAACGGUGACGGGCGGCCUCAACAUCAGUAGUGCCCCGAAGCUGCAACAGUGUGCUCAGCCUCCCGCUAAUCGACCAAGGGAUGCCCGGCACCAGCAACAUAGCAGCCGGCAGCACCAGCACGGCGGUGUACCUGUCAAACCGCCUUUUUCCGGACGGUCCGAACCCGCGGACGUUGUGAAGCGCGCCAUUGACUUCAAGACGCAAGGCACACAGUGUUACAAGGAUAAGAAGUACCGGGAGGCGAUUGGCAAGUACCACCGUGCUUUAUUAGAGAUGAAGGGGUUGUGCCGGGUGCUGGGAGACCCUGAAGCCAGCUCUAAGUCUCCUUCUUCUGUGCUGCCUACUAUAACCAAGCCAGACAGCCUGACAGACGAGCAGAAAGGUGCCAUGGAGAACGCUGAGCUGGAAUGUUACAACAGUCUGGCAGCGUGCCUGUUGCAGAUGGAGCUGGUCAACUAUGAGCGUGUGAAGGAGUAUUGUCUGAAGGUGCUGCGUAAGGAAGGGGACCACUUCAAGGCUCUGUAUCGCUCUGGGGUGGCCUACUAUCACCUAGGAGACUUCCACAAGGCUCUACACUACCUCAAGGAGUCCCACAAACAGCAGCCAGCAGACACCAACGUUCUCCGUUACAUCCAGCUGACUGAGAUGAAGAUCCGUCGCUCUGCCCAGAAGGAGAAGAAAGAGACCACAUAAACAACCAACCAACUCACUUUCUGUUUUAAUAACUAACUCACUUCUCAC
Molecule: messenger RNA, 792 nt
Organism: Salvelinus namaycush (lake trout)
Lineage: Eukaryota; Metazoa; Chordata; Actinopteri; Salmoniformes; Salmonidae
Product: tetratricopeptide repeat protein 9A-like
Exons: 3
Coding region: 1-744 (247 amino acids)
Molecular function (GO): protein binding
Source: RefSeq, a predicted model, not a curated record